This is a messenger RNA of Culicoides brevitarsis, 2921 nucleotides long. RefSeq names its product BTB/POZ domain-containing protein 6-B (gene lute). Lineage: Eukaryota; Metazoa; Arthropoda; Insecta; Diptera; Ceratopogonidae. The coding region runs from base 810 to 2834 and encodes 674 amino acids. Gene Ontology annotation, biological process: neurogenesis. The record is from RefSeq and is a predicted model, not a curated record. The transcript has 4 exons. Gene Ontology annotation, cellular component: cytosol. Gene Ontology annotation, molecular function: protein binding.
AAAAAAUACAAAAAAAAAGGUGAAUGUCAAUGACAUUUUAUACAUGUACUCAAAAUUAUGACUGAAAUUAACAUAAAAACAAAUUGAAGGUCAGUUACCUGAUCUGUGAUAUAGUUGUGAUCGAAGGUGAUUUUAUCAAUUCGUUCGUCCCAAAAAAAACGUCAUUUCACGUGCAACAAAUGAAAAACUAUAACAAAGGUUAAAUGCUUCACACAAACAAGUUGACCUCUAAAAACUCGAUUUUUGUGCAUGUUUACAAUUAAUAUUUAAAAUUAUUACAACAACAACGUAGAAAAAAAAUCGCAUCUCGUGUAGCUGCUAUUUUGCAUCUCUCAUAAACUUGGCCUACAUUAAGAGAUUCAAAUACAUUCGAAAAAAAAAAGCAGAACGUACGUUCGUUAGAGUAGCACAAAGUUGCGAGAAACCUCGUGAAGUGCAGUCUAGUUGCAAGAAAAUAAAUAAAUAAACUUGCAUGACCAGAUUUUAAUGACAUUUGCAGUGAGGUAGUAAUAAAUAAGCCAAAGUCACGUCCAUGCAAGAACGGCAUACGGAAUCACAAGUAAUCGAUGUUAAGUAACGUUGAGCAACACACGCAAUCCAUCAAUACAAUUAAACUUGUUUAAAGAGAGGAAAAAAAAGUUAGUUCCGCACUUUCAUUACACACUUUCGAUUACAAAUUAAUAAAAAUAAAAUAAUAAUAAAGAGACUUGUUAUGCAAUAACGCUCGGUAGGGAAGUGAUAGUGAAGCAACGAACAAACGAGCGAGAGAAACAGAGAGAAAAAAAAGAUGCAAAUAAGUCGCAAGGAAAAUGUUUGAAAUACGAGAGUUAGAUGAAGACAACAGCCAUGACGGAGUGGUGUUGAACGAGUUGGAUCAAUCGUACGAACUCAAAAUCUUUUUUAAACAAAUUUUCCAUUGGAUCAGCGUGUGGAAUUCGUCGGUAGGACGAGACUUCAUCUACAACAUUGAGAGUUUGGAGAACGGCAUUUCUGUGAUAGAUCACAUCCUAACGCCAAAGGACGAGGAACCUCUGGAAAACCGAAAUUGUGAUAAUAAUAAUAUAAACGUAGCUGAAAUCGAGGAAGAGCAGUACAUUAUGCAGCAACAAAGACUUGGCGGAGGCGGAGGCAAUAAUGAAGGAAAUAUUGUCAAUGUACAACCAGAAGGAUUCAGGAAUCUCGAGACACUCAACAACGGCUCAUCAGUAUUAUUAUCGCCGCCGCACAAUGCAAGCACCCAACAAGCAGCAACGAGUGGCGCCGCAAGCAGUUUAACGCCAGCACAGGCUCAAGUGUCGCCCGGAGCAAAACGUGAUAGCAACAUGCAAGUAACGCAACCGACAUCCCCGUUAGACUCUCCCUUGCCGUCGCCCAUUUCGAUGCACAGCACGUCAUUUUCGCUGCCCUCGUCGAGUCAUUAUCAUUUGCUGAAUUGCUCAAAUGGCAGUGCGGGAAGUUCGUCAGCGGGAAGCGGAGCUGCCGAUACCGCAGAUCCAAACUGGCAGGCAUGCAAAUCGACGGUGCGUGAGAGAAAUGCGGCGAUGUUCAACAACGAAUUGAUGGCGGAUGUGCAGUUUAUUGUAGGAAGUGAACCGGACAUUCAACGCAUUCCGGCGCACAAAUAUGUUCUUGCCACGGGAAGUUCCGUCUUCUAUGCCAUGUUUUACGGCGGCUUAGCGGAAGACAAAGAAGAAAUUCACGUGCCCGACGUCGAACCCGCGGCAUUUCUUACUCUCCUGAAAUACCUUUACUGUGAUGAAAUUCAGCUGGAAGCCGACAACGUGCUCGCCACCCUUUACGUCGCAAAAAAGUACAUCGUGCCCCAUUUGGCGCGCGCUUGUGUCAAUUAUCUCGAAACUAGUCUGACGGCAAAAAACGCCUGUCUAUUGCUUUCACAAUCGCGUCUCUUUGAGGAGCCGGACUUGAUGCAACGUUGCUGGGAGGUGAUCGACGCACAAGCGGAAAUGGCCAUCAAGUCCGAGGGUUUCGUCGAUAUCGAUUUGAAGACAUUCGAGACGAUUUUGAAUCGUGAAACUUUAAAUUGUAAGGAAAUUAAUUUGUUUGAAGCGGCUCUGAAUUGGGCACAAGCUGCUUGUGCGAAAAUGGAACUCGAACCAACGACGGAGAAUAAAAGACAGGCACUGGGCAGCGCUUUGUAUCUCAUUCGCAUUCCAACGAUGACACUGGAGGAAUUUGCAAAUCGCGUUGCGCAGCUGGGGAUUUUGACGCAGGCCGAGACAAUCGAUAUUUUUCUGAAUUUUACGGCAAAAACGAAGCCGACGUUGUGCUUUCCAGUGAAGCCUCGCGCCGGGCUCAAAACGCAAGUGUGCCAUCGAUUCCAGUCGUGCGCAUACCGCAGCAACCAAUGGCGCUAUCGUGGUCGUUGCGAUUCCAUACAAUUUUCCGUUGACAAGCGAAUUUUCAUUAUCGGCUUCGGGCUGUACGGUUCGAGUACCGGAGCUGCGGAUUACAACGUCAAAAUCGAAUUGAAACGUCUCGGACGCAUUUUGGCGGAAAAUAACACAAAAUUCUUCUCCGAUGGCAGCAGCAAUACGUUCCACGUGUUUUUCGAGCAUCCGAUUCAGAUCGAGCCGGAGAGCUUUUACACGGCCUCCGUCAUUUUGGAUGGCAGCGAAUUAAGUUUCUUCGGUCAGGAAGGCAUGACGGAAGUCUGUAUGGGUUCCGUGACGUUCCAAUUUCAGUGUUCGAGCGAAAGUACAAAUGGCACGGGCGUUCAAGGCGGACAAAUUCCCGAGUUAAUUUUUUACGGACCUUCUAUCGCAAAUAUUCAAGAAUUCGUAGACGAUUUUUCAGAUUUUUCGUCUGAUUGCUAAAAAUAAUGCAAAAAAGUGCAAUAACUCAAAAGAAGAUUGCUAAUUUAGAAAAAAAAUCUUCAAGCUCUUUGAAUGUAAUUCAUUCAG